AUGUCGCUCGCCACCAUGCGCACUGGCCGCAUCGCCACCUCCAAGGCGCAGAGUAUAGGGUCGUCCGCUUUCAGCAGCCGUGCAUCGCGCAGGAGGGGCCUUUGCGUGCGCGCGACAACGGACGCGGCGGAGCCUGACGCGGCGGUCAUUGACAAGAACCUGGAGCUCAUGCGCCACUUCUCGGAGCAGUAUGCACAAAGGACGGGAACGUACUUUUGCGUGGACAAGUCGGUGACGGCUGUUGUUAUCCAGGGGCUGGCAGAGCACAAGGCGUCCCUGGGCGCGCCGCUGUGCCCCUGCCGCCACUAUGAUGACAAGGCGGCUGAGGCUGCCAACGGCUUCUGGAACUGCCCAUGCGUGCCUAUGCGCGAGCGCAAGGAGUGCCACUGCAUGCUCUUCCUGACGGAGGACAACGAUUUUGCCGGGCGUGAGCAGGAGAUCACCCACGAAGAGGUCAUUGAUGGUAUCAAGCACAUGAUGUGA
Molecule: messenger RNA, 483 nt
Organism: Monoraphidium neglectum
Lineage: Eukaryota; Viridiplantae; Chlorophyta; Chlorophyceae; Sphaeropleales; Selenastraceae
Product: Ferredoxin thioredoxin reductase, beta subunit
Exons: 5
Coding region: 1-483 (160 amino acids)
Molecular function (GO): oxidoreductase activity, acting on iron-sulfur proteins as donors
Source: RefSeq, a predicted model, not a curated record